UCAAGUCUCAGCUUGUGUACUUACAUAUAUAUUUACAGUGACUUCAUCGUCGUUGUGUUUGUAUAUUAAACAUUAGUGUAGCUCAGGCUCGUUAAUAUAGAAGCAACAUGAGCUGGAGUUCUGAAGUAGACUUCCAGUGUGCCUCGCACAUGUCAGUGGCUAUGGGGUCAUUUGGUAUUGAACUGGGCGACCCGACCGACACGAGUGUAGAAUCAUCGGGAAAGCCUCCCCUACAAGAAUAUAAUACAAAAUCAGGCGAUAUGCUGAAGGGCAGGCUGCAUUUGGAUUUAAGGCGUGCCAUAAGCUUCGACUCUAUAUCCUGUUGGAUACGAUGCUGUUGCGAAUUCGGGUCACAGGAGACAGAGCUGAUUCUCGCCGGAGGGACGGUUGAGAAUACGGAACAAAAGUAUCCCGCGGGUAAGCACACUAUUGAAUUCAGCCAGUUGGUACCCACCGGUCCUCCCACGCUAAGAAUUGGCACUGGCAAAGAUGAGCUGCACAUUGUAUGGACUGUAGUCAUCACUGCCAAGAAAGAGGCGGACGCUCCGGGGGAGCUUGUGGAGAAAACCGAUGUGCUGAUUGCGACUAUGUGCUUUGACAAUGGCGUGUCUUGGCCCAUUCCCAGAAACAACUUGAUAGACGGUGAAAGCAUAGCCGAACUAAAGGGUAAGCAGCUCUCCUUGAGUUUGGCCACUGACCGAGUUUUCGAGUUUGAUAUAGAAAAUCCACUCAAAUCCAUGAAAGUGCAAGUAAAAAUCACGAAUGAAACGGGUAAGAAUAUAGAGAGUGUCAAGUUGAAGUUUACGCAAUUGGCGCACGUACACCUUGGAAUGGAUGAAGAGUGGCAGGGCAACUCGGGAACGAACUCGCCGACUCCGAAUGAGUCCAAACCUCUCAGCGCUGGACAGAUGCAGUUGGCGCACCACCUGAACAGGAAGUCGUCAACGACUAAGAAAAUAAUGGGAGGAAUAAAAGGGUUGACGAAUACCCUCCACAUCACGUCCCCGCACACCAUCUCUGGAUCUCACGGCAAGAAGUACAAGAGUGACUUUCAGUUAACUGAGCGUAUUCUGAAUAGCACAGCAGAACAAAUUGAAUGUACGACGGUGGUCCUCUCGCAGCCCAGUGAUUUCAAGAACCACAAUUUAGCCGUAAGCCGUGUGGCUUACGCUCAGAAGAAGUACCAGAUAAGGAACCCGGCCAAUUCCGCCUAUGAGUCUCCCAUUACGUCGCCGCCCGUUUCACCGCGCAUUUCACCGCGACACUCGCUGAAUCAGUCGCCAUCUAAGUUUCCUCCAGCGAAAUCUACACCUCCACGGUCCCCAAAUACGUCGCGCAAGGCGUCGUUUUCGGCGUCGCCCAGAGCGCUAUCACCCGCCACAUCACCACGAGCGUCGCAUGCGUCGCAUACAUCUUCGCCUGCACGAUCGUCCCAGGGCGAACGUUCCGUCACUAUUCACCUUGAUACUGCAGUUCCCGAUAGGGAGGUGGCGAUUGGCGCGGAGGUCAGUGAUGAGAGGAGAGAGACGGUUACUUCACGGUCAAGUAUGGGUGACUCACAAAGUGCCCCACCGACUAUGAAUAAUCAAGCGGUUAGUGAUUUUAGUCAAAUGUACAUUUCCGACGGGAGAACACAGCAACAAUCUGGGAGUGACCCUGGGGACCGUGGCGCCUCUCCGGGAGUCAGGCCCAUCCCCGGUGUCAGCUUAUAUGUCCCCGGAAACACACCCCUACCCCAGGUCCCUAAAGCUAUCAUAUUCGAGCCCGUCGAUGACGAAGCAGAACUGCAGAAGGAAAAAGAGGUGACGGAACGCGCCAGGAAACCACACAUAUGUCCUUCCUUCACAUAUAAUUCCACGAGCGCACAGAUAUCAGUGGCAUACGUGGUGGAAGGCCGAAUACAAGUUGCGGGUACCACUGUGCGAGUGAAGGUACCCUUAGACUUGUCUUGUGCCUGGCUAUAACUGAGUGAAGGACCACCCAAGCCUAUCGUGUACCUGCGCCAAAUUCUUAGUACUGGGCGUGUUCUGCAUACCUAUGGAAUAUCUGAAUGAUCGUGCCCAUCGCCAGUAUGAAUAGUUAUACCCUGGUUGAAGUAUAUUUUUUAGGUUGAUCCGGUAGGGCGGCACGCUUUUAUUUGCUCGCUACAAUGAAAGAAGGUCGCUACUCAUCUUCUUACCAUCCCAAUUCUUUGGUACUGGUAUCGAGAACCAAUCCUCAUGCGCCAUUAGACGCUCUCGCCGGCUUCUGGCAUGAUUACUAAUGGAAAUGAAUCUUUAGUAGCACACCCCUGUGCUUUAAAUGUGUGGUGUCUUCCGCUAAAUAAAUAUUCCAACACCGCUGCACUCUGUCACCAACCUGUUAUUUAGAGGUGGGGCCUGUGACCCUGUGCACACAGUACACCCGUUGACAGACAGGAUAUUGCACAACACCAUGAUGAAAGACCAUAUACGCCGUAUUUGCUUUGUUUUAGGGUUUAGCUGUUUUCCAAAAAAAAACUGCGUACACAGCCUCAAAAAAAAAAUGAAAAAAGCGAGUUUGAAAUUUUGAAUAUUGAAACCUC
This is a messenger RNA of Sphaeroforma arctica JP610, 2563 nucleotides long. RefSeq lists its product as hypothetical. The transcript is spliced from 9 exons. Bases 108 to 1964 code for a protein of 618 amino acids. NCBI's taxonomy places the organism in Eukaryota, Ichthyosporea, Ichthyophonida. The record is from RefSeq and is a predicted model, not a curated record.